Aphis gossypii (cotton aphid) is the source of this 3337-nucleotide messenger RNA. RefSeq lists its product as uncharacterized. Bases 555 to 1565 code for a protein of 336 amino acids. The record is from RefSeq and is a predicted model, not a curated record. The transcript is spliced from 3 exons. Lineage: Eukaryota; Metazoa; Arthropoda; Insecta; Hemiptera; Aphididae.
GUGUGUGUGCGUUACUGCGCGAGCCGUGUGCCUUGUGCGUUCCGUUCAGUGUUUCACUAUCAAUCCCGAGCGGCUCUUCACACCACCAGUACGGUCCUCGUUUCGUUAGCGUUUCUAGUCGCGGUCCGUUUAGUAUUAAUCGCUAGUCGACCACCAGUCCGGUGUUCUUUUCGUCUCCAUCGCGUUGGCGUUUCGUUUUUUCGCGCUCUCCGGUCGUCUCAAACCGCGUCCGCCGUCGACAUUUUGCUAUUCGCCCGGCUCGCAAUAUCAACCGUAUCGCACGUGUUGUACGCGACCAAAUCGUCGUCGUCCUUCCCCCCCUCUACCCAUCCACUGCGCGGCAAUAGUAGUAGUAGUAGGAAGUAACCGUAGCAGUAGCAGCGUUGUCACAGCUAUAGCGGACACGAUUACCGCCGAAACGGUCAACCGCGGACGCUGAAGAGUCCCGCCAACGGCAAGUCGCAUUUGUACGCGCGCAAGCAUCCAGACUUCACCGUCGUCACGUAUUAUAUUCAAAUAAUAUCGUCCGCUGACUUUUUGCGUAAAUAUUCAAAAUGGAUCAAGAAGGUAAUAAUGGUAGAAGAAGAAGCUCAAGGUUGGCUGCAAGAGGCGUUAUAACUACACCAAAAGCAGAAAGUGUUGUGAAAAAGACCUUAAAGAGUUCUGAAAAACCUAAACGAUCAAAACGUAAGACAACUGAAGAAAUAAUUGAAUUACCUGAAGCUAAAAAAACUAAAACUGAAGAAAAGACAUCUGAAGAUAAGGUUGAUAAUCCAGGAAAAAAAGAAACUAACGAUGUUAACAAUGUCGAAAAUGAUGUUUCUGGUAUUUCACCAAUGGAUGUUGAAAAUGAUAUCUCUGGUAUUUCACCAAUAGAUGCUGAUAAUGAUGAAACCAAAGUGUCUCCACCAUCUGAUGUAGAGAAAAAAGAUUUACCUACAAUUGAGGAAAAGACUGAUGAACCGCUUGAAGAUUCUAAAGAUCAACAAGUUGUUGAAAAACUUCCAGUGACUGGUGAUGAGAAAGAAAAAGAUAAUAUGUCUGUUGACACUAAAGAAGAAAAACCUGAAAUUACAGAAGAACCUAUUAAAAUGAAAGAUCCUGAAGUAAUUGAAAAGCCAGAAAAUGAUGUAUCUCAAGAUGAGCCUAAACAAGAACCUGUAGCUUUGGAAAAUAGCAAUGGUAAAAACAAUGAAAACAAAACAAUUGAAUCGGUAGAAGAAAUUGUUAAUAACGACAUUGGACUUUGUGUAGCAGCUAAAGAUAUCAUAACACCAAAUGGUGAUACUGAUGAGCAAGUCAAGUCUACAAAUGGUGAUCAAUCAAUCACAGAAAAAGAGGCCAUAGAACCUAUCAAAGUUCUUCAUGAUGACACUAAUCAUGUUGAAACAGAUUUAAAAGCUGUAACUACUACAACUGCCAUUACCACCAACAAUGAUGAACCAAUCAUUGAACAAGUUGAAAAGGAACUAGAAAAAGCUGCUGACAAUGUAGUUGAUAACAUUAGUGUAUCAGCUGAUGACAAUGCACCAAAAGUGGACCAGUUAUCAACAGUUGUGUCCUAAUUUUUGCCAUUAUUCGUUUUACAAUGAAGAACAUUUAGACUUGCAAUGACUUUCUACUGAUAAUAUUUUAUAACCGUGCUCAGUAGUUAACAUAUUCUUUUUUUGUUUCUUUCCUUUACUUUAUAUACAAUUUUUAUAAAUAAGGAUUGUAGUAAAUAUUUGGAAAUAUAUAUGUUAAUUGUACUUUGCCAAAUGGUCAUCACGAAAAUUCAUAAUUUUUUAUGUAGAAUUUAUACAAAAUUUAUGUUGAAAAAUUACUUAUAAUUUAUAGUAUUAAAAAAAAAAAUUAAAUUGUAUUUAUAUUACUAAAAAUUUGGAUAAAAUAAUUUUGGUACUUAUAUUUUAAGCAUAUUUUUGGUUUUUAUAUUUAAUUUUGUCAUUGUUUAUUUUUUUUAUUUAAUGAAAAACCUAACUUCAUUUAUGGCAUUUCUAAUUGUAAAAUGAAUACUGUUGUCAGUGUUCAUAAUUUACUAAUUACACCAUGGUUAUUUUAUUGAAAAGUAUUGAUAAUUGCUUAAAAGUUUAUCAUUAAUAUUAAAAAUAAACAACUUAAAGUGAACUGCUGAUAAAUUUCUUUUAAUUUUAUAAGCUAUCAUUUUAUAAUCAUAUACAAGACGUGUAAAUAAUUAAAAUUGUAUAAGUAAGUGACAUUUUCAAUUUUUUUUUAGGAAUUAUUAGUAAAGUAUCUUAUAUUAGAAGUGUUUUUCUUUUUAAAUUAUUAAAUAAAUUAUCAUAAUAUUCCGUGUUUUUUUUUCUGUACAAAAAGUUUUAAUUUUAUUUAAUAUUGGAUGUGUUUGUACUUUUUGUUUGAAAUAUUAUUUAUAAAACAUUUUUGUUGUGAUCUUGAACACACAAGUGUUAAUGUUUUAUUUUAAAAUCAAUUAUUUUUACCUCUUUCUAUAUUAUUGUUUUACCAAUUUAAUACUACUGUGGGACCUAAAAAAGGUACCUUACAUAUUGUAUUCCUGUAUAUUAUAAUAUAUUUGAUGUAAAGUGGUAGACUUUCACGAAUUUUAAGAUGUAAAAAGUUCAAGCAAAUUUUACAAAUCUAUUUGAAAUUAAAUUUUCACUAUGCUCAUAAGUAAUCUGUAAUAUAUAUAGUGGUGAUUCUAUGCAAAAACAUUUAUACUCAUUUACAAAAAAUCAACGUAUCAUCAAGCUUAUAAUUUUUAAACAUUUAAUUGGUUUUUAUUUAAAUGUGUUUAUUUUCAGAUACCUAUUCAUAAUUUAAAUUUAAACAUGUAUUCAAACAACAAUUUACUAUCAAUAAUGAUUAAUUAACUGGUAUUUAUUCUUUACUAUCUGUAGUAAAUAAUGUAAUUCAAAUAUAUAAGUCACAAAUUUAUUUAAUUCAUAUUUUAGAUAUCCUCUGUGGUAACACCUACAUGUAUGAAGGCUAAAGAAUUGGUAGUAUUAUUUAAUAUAAUUGAUUGAAUUGAUUUUACUUAAUAAUACUAUGUCUAUAAUCAAUGUUAAAAUGUACUUUGUUUAUAUAUGUGAAUUACAUUUUUUAAAUUUUUAAUCUAUAACUUGAGUAGUAAAAAUCUUAAAAUGUAACUUUGUAUACACGGUUAUAUUUAUAUUAUUGUGUAAUUUAAUACAUUGUACAUGACUGUAUCCAGUACCUGCCUACUUUAAUAGGACUGAUAAAAUAUUAUCAAGAUAGAUAAACAAUAUUGUUUCUCAAUCUCGAUGUAAAUUAUUUUUAUGUUCAUUAUAAAUAUUGGUUCAAUAUUUUGUUAAUUCGUGAAUAAAAUUGUCUAUCAUUUUUA